This is a messenger RNA of Hippoglossus stenolepis (Pacific halibut), 3581 nucleotides long. It is a transcript of the gene cul4a, whose product is annotated as cullin 4A. Gene Ontology annotation, molecular function: ubiquitin protein ligase binding. The record is from RefSeq and is a predicted model, not a curated record. Lineage: Eukaryota; Metazoa; Chordata; Actinopteri; Pleuronectiformes; Pleuronectidae. Gene Ontology annotation, cellular component: Cul4A-RING E3 ubiquitin ligase complex. Bases 483 to 2756 code for a protein of 757 amino acids. The transcript is spliced from 20 exons. Gene Ontology annotation, biological process: protein ubiquitination; ubiquitin-dependent protein catabolic process; DNA damage response.
CCGCCGCUUUUCACCCAGGAUGCACCUGUCCAACAGAGCUGCCUGAGAAAAGCCAUUUUGUUGUGCUAGCUAGCCACAUGCUAAAGAAAGCCACCAACAAAACAUGGAUCUGUUGUGUCACCGCUGAAUGUGUCGCCGUUAUGUGUUGCUGUACUGUCGCAAAACACAAUAACUGAACUCGCUAAAACGUGUAAGUAGCGGAGCCUAGCAUGGACUAGCCGGUGAAGCUAAAGGGGGCUACAGUUUCAGAUAACACAACUGCUAGCUUGUUUAUGUAGCUGACCGCAGUUAUGUUUUCUGUUUAAUUAACCCUACGUUAGUCCGAGGUAGUUUGCGAGUGCGUGUUGAGCCGACUGCGAGUGUCCGAGCCGUCCGACCACCGCUCCCACGGCAGGGACCGUGCUGUGUCAGAGGAAGACCCCGCAGUUACUUAGCAUAACACUUGGACCCACACAGCGUUAAGCCAUAGCGCUAAUCUGAUAAUGGCAGAGGACACUCGACAGGACAAGAGAGCCAGCUUCUCUGCCAUAACAGAGCACAACACCAACGGGAUGGGCCGGACCUCCGCCGUGGCCUCAGGCAAAAGUGGUGCCUCAAAGAAGUUAGUGAUCAAAAAUUUCAAAGACAGGCCAAAACUAGCAGAGAACUACACUGAAGACACAUGGCUGAAGCUACGAGAUGCGGUGGGAGCCAUUCAGAACAGCACCUCUAUAAAGUACAACCUGGAGGAGCUCUAUCAGGCGGUGGAGAACCUGUGUUCCUAUAAAGUCUCCCCCACGCUAUACAAGCAGCUCCGGCAGGUCUGUGAAGAUCAUGUGCAAGCCCAGAUCUACCAGUUCAGAGAAGAGUCUUUGGACAACCUUUCCUUCCUUAAGCGAAUGAAUCGCUGCUGGCAGGACCACUGCAGACAAACUAUAAUGAUCCGAAGUAUCUUUCUCUUCCUGGAUCGUACCUACGUGCUUCAGAAUUCUCUCCUCCCCUCCAUAUGGGACACUGGCUUGGAGCUGUUCCGUACCCACAUUGUGAGUGACAGUGCAGUGCAGAAGCGGACCGUCGAUGGCAUUUUGGAGCAGGUAGAACAGGAGCGGAACGGGGAGACAGUGGAUCGUAGUCUGCUCAGGAGCCUAUUGGGCAUGUUGUCAGACCUGCAGGUUUACAAAGAUUCCUUUGAAGAGAGAUUUUUGAUUGAGACCAAUCGUCUUUACGCAGCAGAGGGUCAGCGGCUGAUGCAGGAGAGAGAUGUGCCUGAGUAUCUGCAUCAUGUGGCUCGUCGGUUAGAGGAGGAGAAUGAUCGUAUCUUGAGCUACCUCGACCAGAGCACUCAGAAACCUCUAAUUAGCUGUGUUGAGAAACAACUUUUAGGAGAACAUAUGACUUCAAUGCUACAAAAGGGUCUGAGCACCCUGCUGGAUGAGAAUCGUGUGACUGAGCUGGCCCUCCUCUACCAGCUCUUCAGCAAGGUGAAGGGGGGACUUCCCACACUGCUGCAGUUCUGGAGGGAUUAUAUCAAGACCUUCGGUGGAGAGAUUGUGUGCACUCCAGAGAAAGACAAGGACAUGGUGCAAGAGCUGCUGGACUUUAAGGACAAGAUGGACAACGUGGCACAGAGCUGCUUCACGAGGAGCGAGGGAUUCAUCAACGCCAUGAAGGAAGCCUUUGAGACUUUUAUCAACAAGAGGCCGAACAAACCUGCAGAACUCAUUGCUAAAUAUGUGGAUUCUAAGUUAAGAGCAGGGAACAAGGAGGCUACAGAGGAGGAGCUGGAGAGAAUCCUGGACAAGAUAAUGAUAAUCUUCCGUUUCAUUCAUGGUAAAGACGUGUUUGAAGCUUUUUAUAAGAAGGACUUGGCCAAACGCCUGCUUGUCGGCAAGAGUGCUUCUGUAGAUGCUGAAAAGUCCAUGCUCUCCAAACUCAAGCACGAAUGCGGAGCAGCAUUCACCAGUAAGCUUGAGGGGAUGUUUAAGGACAUGGAGCUGUCCAAAGACAUCAUGAUCCAGUUCAAACAGUAUAUGCAGAACCAGAGUGAACCCAGCAACAUAGAACUUACAGUUAACAUCCUCACGAUGGGCUACUGGCCGUCAUACACGCCCAUGGAGGUCCACUUGCCCCCAGAGAUGGUCAAACUCCAGGAGGUGUUCAAGCUGUUCUACCUGGGGAAGCACAGUGGGAGGAAGCUGCAGUGGCAGCCAACCCUGGGUCACGCUGUAUUAAAGGCAGAGUUUAAAGAGGGCAAAAAGGAGCUGCAGGUCUCCCUGUUCCAGACUCUGGUGCUGCUGAUGUUUAAUGAGGGAGAGGAGUUCAGCAUUGAUGAGAUUCGCACUGCGACCGGCAUAGAGGAGGGAGAGCUCAAGCGUACACUGCAGUCCCUGGCCUGCGGAAAAGCUCGAGUCCUUAACAAGAACCCUCGAGGGAAAGAUGUGGAGGACGGAGACCGCUUUAAUUUCAACAAUGAUUUUAAACACAAACUGUUCCGCAUCAAGAUCAACCAGAUCCAGAUGAAGGAGACGGUAGAGGAGCAGGUGAGCACAACAGAACGUGUGUUUCAAGACCGACAGUAUCAGAUUGAUGCGGCUGUUGUCCGCAUCAUGAAGAUGAGGAAGACCCUGAGUCACAACCUCCUCGUAUCAGAGCUCUACAACCAGCUGAAGUUCCCUGUUAAGCCGGGCGAUCUUAAGAAGCGCAUUGAGUCGCUCAUAGACAGAGACUACAUGGAACGUGACAAGGAGACUCCAAACCAGUACCACUAUGUUGCCUAAAGGGGGCUCUACUGUCACUGCCAUGCUUCUCUCACAGCAUGCGGACAGCUGCCCCCCCACAAAACAGCAUUACAGCCCUUCAGCCACCCGACUCUCCUCUGGUGCCCACCGUUCCCUCCAUCCACAGUCCUGGACACAGCGUCCAGAUCACACAGAGCUCCAGUGAGAUGAGAGACACUUGGCUGUUCAGUUCCCACCCUGCGAUAUCUUUUUGUGGGACUGUGAGACGGGGCUGGAGGAGCGGCCCAGGUUGUUGAUGGUUGGUUUAUGUGACUUACAAAUCUGCUAAUGCAAAACUCAACUGAAAAUAACGAGCACUUUCCUCUGUUUUUGUUUUGUUUUUUCCUCCUCCGGGUUGGGAUUUUUGUUCCCCCGCAUCCCUUUUGUUCUAAAAAUCGCUUAUUUUCUACUGUAGUUGGUUUGUUAUGAGUUUAAAGAAUUUUUUUUUUUUUUUUGUUGGUUUUUAAUUUCUGUUCAAGGUUUUCUCCACAUGAAUGGCUGCAUACAGUGCUGAGUGUAAAUCUGAUUGGUUGGUUGCGUGAUUUGGCAGAGAAGCAGCUGUUGAGGACAUGAGACGUGAGGAUGGAUGAAGGGGUCCAGAGGGGCUGGGUCAGAUGAGGCAGGGGAAGACGGGGGGGGUUAUAACUUGUAACACAGAUGCUAAAUGAUUUGCAGACAAGCCACUUGGGUAUGUCUUUGGGUUUCUUGUAUGUUUUGACCAAAAUGUCCAAAUGUCCAAUGUCAUGUGCUGAUGUUUUUGUAGAUCAGAUUGUAUUCUAUGUACGAGUGAGAAAAGUGAACUUGAAUAAAUGGAUAUUUAAUGAU